AUGUCUCUCAACCGUCUCUCCUAUUUAGAGUCGUGGGUGCAAAAUCCCGCUUCGUUCCGUCGUCGACCUCGCGAACAGUCUCCUGCAGAUGAGUCUGAUGACGAUGAGCUAGCAUAUCACGAUCUUCCCGAACCCUCCCUAUCGUCUUCUUUUCCUUCGACGUACAGUCAUAAUUCCUUCCGGCAUCGUUUGAAUUUCAACCCGUACUCUGGACCCGGCUGGAACGAGCCCUCCGUAGAUGAGGCCAAUGCCGACAGGAUUUCCACGCGGAGAGAGCCGCUGAAUGUGCCUGCACAAGAUCAAGAGAAUCAACCAGAGAGAGCCGAGCCGGUCCCAGAAGUUAAACCCCGGGAUUGGAAUGGCUUGGAAACCAUUGGAGCAUUUGAGGUUGGGCGCACUCGGCGAAUCUUGCAGGUCUGUAUUGCUAUACUCUAUUGCUUCUUCUCUGCCGGGAUUGUCUUUGGAUUCGCCGCGAUCAAACCGGUCUUUCUCAAAGAAGGCGUCUAUCGUGAGCAGUGCUCUACCGAAGAGCUGGAAGGCGGCCAGGCGGUAUGCUAUGGACAGGAAAUCCGUCUGAAUCUCAUGUUCACCAUUGCGGCUGUCGCAACUAACGUUUCGGCCCUGCCUGUGGGCACCAUAUUGGAUACCUAUGGUCCGCGUGUAUGUGGCGUAUUGGGAUGUGUUUUUCUCAUUCUGGGAUCUCUGCUUCUUAGUCUAGCUCCUGCUGUGCCUUUCGAUGCCUAUAUUCCUGGCUACCUUGCUCUGUCUGUGGGCGGCCCAUUUGUGUUCAUUUCUUCGUUUCAGCUGUCCAACACAUUUCCUACACACUCGGGACUUAUACUAUCCUCGCUCACGGGUGCAUUUGACGCCUCCAGCGCUCUAUUCUUAAUUUUCCGCCUGGCAAGUGAGGCUAGCGAUGGGCGUUUCACAUCGCAGAAGUUCUUUCUGGGAUACUUGGUUGUUCCAUUGUUCAUACUAGUUGUGCAAUUAACUAUCAUGCCGGCGACCUCGUACAAGACCGCCGGAGAACUUGUUCAGCAGGCCGAGGUGCACAUCUCCGCGGAACUGAACGACCGGCUCGACGCCGCGAUCCAAGACCGCAACGAGAGUGAACGCCAGCGCAUCGACCGUCGCGUUCGUCGCCGAAGCAUCGUCAGUAAGAUCCAAGACCUCCUGACUGAUGGCGACGAUGACGCCACCUCUGUCAUCGCCGACCCGAUCCUCGGCACCAACCCCGUCGACGCCAACGGCUCCGCGCAGACUCGUCUGCGCCAGCAGCACCAGCAGUCGCAGCAAACCAACACGCACACCGCCGGUGGCGUCUGGGGCGCUUUGCACGGCCGCUCCGCCCUGCAACAGAUCCGGUCCCCUUGGUUCGUGCUCAUCACGCUAUUCACGGUCCUCCAAAUGCUCCGAAUCAACUACUUUGUUGCCUCGCUGCGCCAGCAAUAUGAAUAUCUCUUCGGCUCGCGCGACGCCGCCCGCCGCCUCAACGAAUCCUUCGACUUCCUGCUCCCCAUCGGUGGCCUCCUCUCCAUCCCCUUCAUCGGCACCAUCAUCGACACCGCCAGCACCCCGUUCGUUCUCCUUGUCCUCGCCACCACAGCCACCGUGAUCGGUAUCCUCGGCUGCAUCCCAGACAGCCUGCAGGCCGGAUACGCGAACAUCGUUCUCUUCGUCAUCUACCGUCCUUUCUACUACACUUUAGUGUCCGACUACGCAGCCAAAGUCUUCGGUUUCCAGACAUUCGGCAAGGUCUACGGGCUGAUAAUCUGUCUCGCUGGACUGGGUAAUUUCGCCCAGGCCGGGCUCGACGUGCUCACGUUCAAGACUUUCCGACGGAACCCAAUCCCCAUAAACAUCGUUCUUACCGCGUUAACCUUCCUCGUCGGUUUUGCGUUGGUUGUGUUCGUUUGGCAGAAGGCCCGAAACAUGGCCACUGGUCCGGGGGGUACCAGUGCGAACGGAAAUCUAGAACAAGGUGUCUUGGCAGAUGGUUUCUCAGCACGAGACUGGGAACACGAACCAUUAUUGCAGCGACGGGUCUCACCUGCCAAUCAUCAUGGAGAAAUGCCUUCUUACGAAACGACGACGACGUCAACGAAUGCAUUAUAG
This is a messenger RNA of Aspergillus affinis, 2115 nucleotides long. Its product is annotated as putative MFS transporter Fmp42. Gene Ontology annotation, molecular function: transmembrane transporter activity. Lineage: Eukaryota; Fungi; Ascomycota; Eurotiomycetes; Eurotiales; Aspergillaceae. The transcript is spliced from 3 exons. Gene Ontology annotation, cellular component: fungal-type vacuole membrane. The record is from RefSeq and is a predicted model, not a curated record. Gene Ontology annotation, biological process: transmembrane transport. The coding region runs from base 1 to 2115 and encodes 704 amino acids.